UUUCUCCAGGUCUCCUUUACUUGCUUUUUUAAAGUAACUUUUUAAAAAGAAAAAAAAAAAUGAUUUCCAGCUUACGAAAGUUUCAAGAGUCCGAGGAACUGUCGUCUGUCUGCCCUUUACCCAGAUUCGCCAGUUGUUUCCUUUCGCCACAUAUUCGGGGGCUUCAGGAAGGUCCCUCUCUCACCCCCAGGACACCCAAAGGAUCUCUCCCACCACCCAUUGACGGGCCUGCACUUCGAGGAAUGAAAAAUUGACAGAAUUAUUAAACUGCAAGUGUUCUCCGGAGGUAACACGUGACUGCGGACUGCCAAUUUUAGACCUUAGAUACCUGAGCUACUGACUUUGCUGUUAUUAACACUUGAAAUGAAUGAGUUUAUUAAACUUAUUCUCAGCGGACCCACCUGAAAGCAUAUCCUUGCGACAAAGGAGAGUUGAUCUGCAGAGAUACAUCCAGCGUGGUGGGUGUCACCUGGCAGGGUUUCUGCAGUUUGGGAACUUGGCUCUCACCAAGGGAAAGCUAGUAUCAAAAAGGGUAAAUGGAAGAGAAGAGAGAAAGAAAAAAAAGCACACAAUUUAAUACAAAACAAAACAAACUACGGGUUCUGACCUUCCACUUCCUCUCUUUGGUGUAAAGAUUUUCCUGAGUGAUUACAAAACAAAAGUCACAGACUCUACAGUCCUUGGUGUGAGAAGCUGGCUGCUAGAGGACUUUGACAGAAAACCUGUAACAAGAUUUCUCUGGCUUUAUCAGCAGAGUUCUAGUUCUGUUUUUUCCACAGCAACUGUGUGGCCUCCAGAGUCCUUUCCCCCUCUCUAAGGAAAGGUGUGGACUGGGAGUCCAUUUGUACCUGCAACAUCAAACACCCAGAGGUCAAGCUCAUGGCCUGUCGGCUGAAUCCUGCAAGCAGACCUGUUUUGUUUUAAUUUUUAAAAAUUAGUUGCUAACAUUAGAAUAUUACAAGAUUUAUUAUAAAAAUCUGUAUUUCCAACUUUUUGAAAAAAUAAUUCAUACUUUCUGUCAACACUGGGCCUAUAGUUCCCAUGUAUCAUCAAAAGACAGUUACUGGAUACACAGAUACCAAGCACCGCAAAAGGCAGACCCUCAUCUUCUCCACUUAGCCCCUUACCUCAUAGGUACCUCGAGGGGCCAUGAUCUGCCUCUCCGAAGCAUGAGAAAAUGUUUUGGGAAGCCACAUUGAAGCCCUUAAUUGAUAUAAAACCUAUGGGAACUGAUUGACCAGAAAAGGAAAUGAGUUUGGCCAUAGAAAUUAAACAAGUAAAUGCUUUCAUCAACACAUGUAAAAAGGAGUUGAUAAAAGAAUAUCGAAAGACCUGUGAAAGGAUAUGAUCAUGAUUAAAUUGGGAUUCUCUGCUGCUUUCCUUCCCUCUUCUCUAGUCCCGUAACUCUUAAUAGUUUUUUGAAAAUAAUAACAGCUACAUUUAUUGAACACAACCCUAUGAGGUUCCAGCUACCUCCCCAGCAAAGAAUCAGCUGGCCAGGAUGAUGCCUGGAGGCUUAACUGACGCCAAACCUGCCACUCCAGAAAUUCAGAAGAUUGCUGAUAAGGUUAGACCACAACUUGAAGAAAAAACAAAUGAGACUUUUCAAGAAUUUGAAGCUGUAGAGUAUAAAACUCAAGUAGUAGCUGGGACAAAUUACUAUAUUAAGGUGUGUGUAGGCAAUAAUCGUUAUGUUCAGUUGAAAGUAUUCGAACCUCUUCCUGGGCAAAAUCAGGAUUUGAUACUCUCUGGUUACCAGACUGAAAAAAGCAAGGACGAUGAGCUGACCGGCUUUUAGCAGCAUGUUCCAAAAGUUGUCCGACUCCUUCCACUGGCUACUAAUUAGUAAUCCUUGCUAUAAAAAUAACCACCAAUAAAGAAGCAUU
This is a messenger RNA of Cynocephalus volans (Philippine flying lemur), 1886 nucleotides long. Its product is annotated as cystatin-A-like. NCBI's taxonomy places the organism in Eukaryota, Metazoa, Chordata, Mammalia, Dermoptera, Cynocephalidae. Bases 1502 to 1798 code for a protein of 98 amino acids. Gene Ontology annotation, cellular component: cytosol. The transcript is spliced from 2 exons. Gene Ontology annotation, molecular function: cysteine-type endopeptidase inhibitor activity. The record is from RefSeq and is a predicted model, not a curated record.